ACAUAACUGCCACAGACCUAGCCAAGCUCAGUCACUAAGUGCCAUUAGUAAAGGAAGGGCUUUGCAGAGUUCUGAGAAGAUGAGAAGGAAGCACCCGAGAAUUUUGGGAAGUCUACGCAAUCCUCUCCCCCAUGAGGCUUACCACCAGCCCUCUAGUUAUCCAACCAGCAUUCACCUCAUCCCUUCUCAGCCACCCACUCCUCGGCCUGUUUUUCAGUCCAAUCCUCUGUCUGUUUUCUACCCUACCUCUUUCCCUGCCCUGAAGAACACUUCCUACUUCCCCACCUUAAUCAUGGCUAUGCCCAGCUCCUCCUGUGUAGACAAACUUUUCUCUAAGCGCUCUGCUCUCUUUGAACCCUCUUCCUGUUUGUCUACCCUCAUGACCACCUCUCCGAAAAGAACAUCACCGGAUAGUUGCCUAGUCUCUCUUUCCUAUCAAGAAGCUGGCUCCCCACAGCCAGACUGGGAAUUGAAGAAUUCUUCAGCUACAGAGCCUGGAAUGGGAGGAAACAGAUGGGACCCCGCAGCCUUGGUGCCAGGGGAGCAGCACCCAGAAACACAGACUGGAGGCCAUGAAGUGGAAGAGACUCAAGCCCUGGCUAAGCCUGACGCCUUCACUCCGGAACCCUGCAGUGAGGGGAACCCGGAAGUUCCCAAGUAACUCCAGGACCCCAACAUGAUGUUACUGUCUACAAAGCUAAAGUCUAACACCCGGGACAAGAUGAUCAUCAGAAGCCGCAUGCUUCCGUGUGGCCAUCCAUGUAUAAAAUAAAAUAAACGUUUCACUUGCAAAUAAA
Molecule: messenger RNA, 797 nt
Organism: Peromyscus maniculatus bairdii (prairie deer mouse)
Lineage: Eukaryota; Metazoa; Chordata; Mammalia; Rodentia; Cricetidae
Source: RefSeq, a predicted model, not a curated record